Messenger RNA from Haliotis rubra (blacklip abalone), 3784 nucleotides. RefSeq names its product protein tyrosine phosphatase type IVA 2-like. Gene Ontology annotation, molecular function: protein tyrosine phosphatase activity. Gene Ontology annotation, biological process: protein dephosphorylation. The coding region runs from base 659 to 1189 and encodes 176 amino acids. The transcript is spliced from 7 exons. Lineage: Eukaryota; Metazoa; Mollusca; Gastropoda; Lepetellida; Haliotidae. Gene Ontology annotation, cellular component: nucleus. The record is from RefSeq and is a predicted model, not a curated record.
CUUGUGACGUCACAAUCACGAGCGGCCAUUUUGGCGAAACAGGAACACCGACCAUACGUUUGUGUGGAGUCUCGCUGAUACAGCGAGUUUAACAAAACUGCAACGAUCAAUGUGCAGAAACAUCGUGAACACGGGAGAACGCCACGAAGAACCCUGCUCAUUAGGCAUAGAAUGUUUAACGGUGAAUACGGUCAUACCUUUAUGGAGUUUGUGACAAACAGCGGGGAUUACUGUCAGGCUCAACACGAGUAGAGAGCUUGCGGAGUCGCCUGCCCUUGACAACGUUGUCACGGCAACCACGGUGCUGCAGUCACGCUACUCUCAUUUGAUUGGCUAACUGACCUUCGUGUGGGGGCUCCGAAGGCCCUCAUUGCUUGGAGUUUGGAUGGGUUAAGAACGUUUCGUUGACCCACUCCCUUGGACACUGAAAACCCCUGUGUCUUUCAUCGCUUAUGUUUUGUAGCCAGGAGUGAAAAACAAACAACAAAGAAAUAUCACCACAGAGAAAAUAUUUUUGAAGAAAAUAUUUUCUACCAGCUGCCUAAGCAUUUUUGUUCAAGAAUUGCAAUACUACUUUGUACUUGGUGUGAGCAGAAGAUUAAUAUAACAUUGCUUCUGUGUAUGAUUCUCGGUGUAAUCUUGUGUGUGGAGAAAUAGUAUGACAGCAGCCAUGAAAGCACGCAGACCCGAGCCAGCUGAGAUUGAGUUCAAGAGUAUGCGCUACUUGAUAAUGGAUAGACCAACUGAUUCCACCAUUGAUAAGUUCAUUGAGGAACUGAAGAAGCGUGGGGCAAAGGAUGUGGUGAGAGUGUGUGACCCCACCUACAAGACAGAAAGACUCAAGGAAGAGGGCAUCCGAGUCUUGGACUGGCAAUUUGAUGACGGCAGCCCCCCACCAGCUGCAGUUGUGGAAGACUGGUUUAACCUGCUCAAGACACGCUUCCGUGAGGAGCCAGGCUGCUGCGUGGCAGUACACUGUGUGGCAGGUCUCGGCAGAGCGCCGGUGUUGGUGGCCCUAGCACUCAUGGAAAGUGGCAUGAAGUAUGAAGACGCUGUGGAACUCAUUAGACAGAAACGAAAGGGUGCAAUCAAUGCUAAACAGCUGUCCUACUUGGAACAUUACCGUCCAAAGUCACGGCUCAAACAGAAGAACAACCGCAAUGGCCACCAGAACUGCACCAUACUGUGAACAACUGCGUCUUCUACCUACGGUGACAUUGCAUAGAGGCACCGUCAUGGAUGCUAAUCGUUAUUUAUACUGCCAUCUUUGCUCCUCUGAGCUGCAUUUUGUUUUGUUUAGCACAGACUCAGUCAGUUGAGCACACCAAAAUGUUGAUUUUUUAGUUGAUCAGUCAAUGUCUUGUGUUUGUUGAGUAUGUCUCCACAUGGACCUGCCUACCAUCCUCUGGGUUCUCCUGUUCACUGUAUGAUGAGUUGAUGGUUUGUCUGUCUUCCCUUGAUGGAGUCGACUGUGGACUGCUAGCUUGGAAUCAGGGAGCUAUGAUUGUCUCAGUGCUAGGUUGCAGUACCACCGCUUUAGUUUACCUCUAGGUAGAAAAGUCAAGAUGCUCAAGAUCAAAACAUGCAAACUUCAUUUUGGGUUUCCUGUGCUGUUGGAAAGGGGAACUGUAGUCUUAUCUUUUGCAUUUGUCGUAGCAGACACAAAAACACUCAUUUUCACAUAAGUAGAAGAUAUCAAAGUUCUGGAAAGUAGCGUUGGUUUUGUUGCUUUACAGUUGGUUGACGUUACAAUUUGACUUGGAUGGAAUUAUAUCCUGAACAUAGAAACAAAUGGUGCCUAUAUUUUCCAAGAUAGUGGUAUUUUGAUGGGAUUGUACAUCUGGGAUGCUCAUCUAAGAUUGUACAUCCUGAUUGCUUCAGUAUUUUUAGUUCAGUGCUAUGAAAGAAAUUAUGGACUUGUGGAAAUGUUGAAAGUUUAUAGUAACACUCAAAUAACCAUGGAAACGGGUCAAAAAUAGCUUUCUUUUCGCUGAAGCUCAUAUUUGUCAGUGUUAUUGCUGUAGCUAACUGAAUCUUGUUUACAACAAUUUAUCAAGCUUAUCAUGCUUAUGUCUUUUUAGCAUAUGCUAAGCCCUAUUUGAUGAGCAGUGCCAUUGACAACUUGGUGAGCUGUUCCACACAGUGCCAGUGAUGUGUGUGCCAACAUCAAGUCUAUCAGCAUUGGAAUAUUGACAGUUUGCAGUAUCAACUGACAAAAUUUGCAAAAGUAUUUUCUCACUGGAACUGUGUUUUUAACUCCAGAUAUGCUUAUUUUUUGAGGCAUUUGAUGUUUAUUAUUUGUUUAGGAUUGGGAUCGUACUUGGUUUAGAGCCCCCUUGAAUCCUACCUGUACCCAACCUCCAAGGCAGUAGCUGUGUUGAUAAGUUACAGUCAACUGUUCCAUUAGGUGCCUGUGUGAAACUCACAGACAAGCAUAUUGUUGUCCUUCAAGUCAGUCCACAGUUUCAAUCAGUGCCACUUCCCUUAAAUCAAAGUGGACGAUUCCAAUGCCAAAUAAUGCAGAUGUGGAUGAAAUGUGUUUUUGUGUUCACUAGUGAAAAUGUAAACCCAAACAAUUUCCUUAGCAAACAAUAUACCUUUGUCCUAAAAUUGACAGCUCAUGCUUGUGUAAAGUAAUUAAGUCAGUUCAUCGUGCGUGCACAGGUAUUUAUGUAACAAUACAAGGAGAAACCUUCUAUGUGUAUGGGUAUGUUGGUGUUUCCUUUGUAGGAGUAUCAGAAUCACACUCCGUUGUCUAUAGUUUACAACAUAUAUAAGACUAGGACCCUUUGACUGUUUCAAAAUGCCUGAAUACCCUUGUAACGUAUAUAAUUGUCCAAUGUUUGAGCAUUGUUUGACUAAGCAACUCUAACCCGCUGGUGUGUAUAUUCACAGAUUUGGAAUUGUAUUUGGACACUUCAUGAUUUGUAUAUUUGCAGUGUCUCAAUGGAAUUGUACUAUCAUGAUUUUAUAGACAAUUGUAGAUAUGUGACGUUUUGGUGUUGAGUAACAAUGUGGGAUAGGGUCAAGUAAUGGUGACUCCAUUCUUUGUUGAAAAAGGAUUUUACAGUUGAAAAUUACCAUAUGUUUGAUACAGCAUGGACAGCUGUUUAGUGCAAACCCAGACAGAAUCAUAAAAAUGUAUCCAAAAGAACAACAGUGAUAGAACACAUGUAAUAUGUUGAUACAGACUGUGAUUGUUUGAACAAAUGACUACCACAACACCAUUUAUUUGAAUUUAAGAUUAAAAUUGUAAUUACAGAAUUCAGUAAGAUGGUAUUGUUGUUCAAUUUUCCUGUAGCUGAAGGAGGAAAGUUUAAUUUAUAUUUUGUAUUUUUUUAAAAAUAAAGGUUAAUUCCAGUCAAAUUUUGAAAGUAAAAGUGAAAUGUCUUCAAGAAAAGGGAAAAUAGUUGACCAGCAUUUCUUCAAGUGUUGCUCAUGGGAAUACCUGAUGUCACCAAACCAUAUGCCUGAUGUGACAACAAUGGGUGUGCCUUGGUUCUGAUCUUGAAUGGAUUCACAUUUACUGAUUCAGUGCCCAUUGUAACUCAAGUUUCAAGGUCUGUGCCACUUUCAUCUGCCUUUGAUUGUUGGCAGUUGUUUUAGCCUGUGGGGAUAUUGAAGAUGUAUACACUUUAGACAAUGAUAUUUAAUUUGAAUGUCACUACUACAAUGCCCCAAGUACAUUAUUGUAAAGUGGACAUUGUGAGAAAUUUGCUUCCAUUAAAACAUGGUCAGCUCUAUGUAUGGGGCACCAACAUUAUGAAUAAAAAUGGAAAAGAUC